This is a messenger RNA of Asterias rubens (European starfish), 4417 nucleotides long. Its product is annotated as tyrosine-protein kinase SRK3-like. Gene Ontology annotation, molecular function: non-membrane spanning protein tyrosine kinase activity; ATP binding; signaling receptor binding. The transcript is spliced from 12 exons. The record is from RefSeq and is a predicted model, not a curated record. The coding region runs from base 327 to 1973 and encodes 548 amino acids. Gene Ontology annotation, cellular component: extrinsic component of cytoplasmic side of plasma membrane. Lineage: Eukaryota; Metazoa; Echinodermata; Asteroidea; Forcipulatida; Asteriidae. Gene Ontology annotation, biological process: protein phosphorylation; innate immune response; cell surface receptor protein tyrosine kinase signaling pathway.
CUGUCGUGUUAACUUCAGAGUAGAUUCAAAUGGGUUUUAAUAGCUUUGUUGCCAUUGCGGAUGUGAUUGUAGGCGCAUAGAAAGUUUGAAGGGAAACUGCGUAAUAUUAAACUUCUCAUACAUUACUGGAAUGACUGUGUCUCUUUAUAACAUGUCGGUUUGAUGGAAAACCUACCAACCAGAGGGGAUCACGCAAUGAAUGAUAGAAGUAUCGCACUGUCAUGCUGAACGGAGCUUUUAUACUCCGUCACUUUUAGAGGGCAGUCCGUUUCUGAAAGAUCAUAGCGGGAUAGAGUGUCCGGGACUAAUAUUCUUUCUCCCCAACCAUGGGGAACAAAGAGAGUGCCCAAGGUGGGGCAGAUGGCCAGGACAGCUUUGACCACAGUACCUCCACCAUCACUGUAUCUCCGGGUAAGGUCAGUAGAGACAGAAAGGAGAGAAAAGAUAAAGAUAAAAAGCCAAAGAAGGGAAAGAUACGGAAGGACUCAAUGAACGCCGGUAUUGAUGACCGACAGAAUCACACUGUAGACGGCGGCCAGGGUGGCGGUAACUCGGUCGGUGUCAUGAUCUCCGCGUCGGUUGGUAACGGUGACCAAAUGGCGAUUAUGCAUUCACCAAGUACACGGCCAGCCGGCGAAAGAUACAAAGCGCUGUAUGACUACGAGGCAAGGACAGCAGACGACCUCACUUUCAGAAAAGGGGAGAUUCUUAUCAUCACAAACAAAACUGAUCCUAACUGGUGGUUAGCAACAUCAAUGCUCACCAAGAGAGAAGGUUAUGUACCAAGGAACUACAUCGAACCGGCGGAUGUACUCCAAGCAGAAGAUUGGUUCUUUGAGAAGAUGACGAGGAAGGAGGCAGAGAAACAACUUCAGUUGGCCGGUAACUCACGGGGAACAUUCCUCAUUAGGGGAAGUGAAACCAGUCCAGGUGCCUACUCACUGUCGGUGCUAGACCACGACGAUGCACGGGGCUUCAACGUCAAACACUACCGUAUACGGACGUUAGAUAACGGCGGGUAUUACAUCAGUACACGCAUCACCUUCCACACAUUACACGACCUUGUCAGUCACUACACAACUCAAGCAGACGGCCUCGUAUGUCGACUCAUGAACCCAUGCCCGCGCCAAAAGCCAGCCAUGUUCGAGAUCAGCAAGGACGUAUGGGAGAUACCACGUCGUUCCAUCAAGCUGGAACGCAAACUAGGAAACGGGCAGUUUGGCGAGGUUUGGGAAGGUACAUGGAAUGGAACCGUGAGAGUAGCCGUCAAGACGCUAAAGGAAGGGGCUAUGGAUCCCACAGCCUUCUUACAAGAAGCCAACAUUAUGAAGAAACUCAGACAUCCUAAGCUUGUUGCUCUACUCGCUGUCUGCUCAGAAGGGGAACCUAUCUACAUUGUGACUGAGCUGAUGCCAAACGGAUGUCUCUUGGAUUAUCUUCAUGAGGGAGAAGGGAAAAUGUUACGAGAACCAGAACUCAUCGAUAUUACGGCGCAAGUUGCUGACGGUAUGGCGUAUUUGGAAUCGCAACGUUUUGUUCAUCGAGAUCUGGCGGCAAGGAACAUUCUGGUUGGGGAGUUGAGAAAUUGUAAAGUUGCUGAUUUUGGACUUUCUCGGAUUAUUGAAGACGAGUACAUCGCUAAAGAAGGCGCCAAAAUGCCCAUCAAAUGGACGGCUCCUGAAGCAAUCAACUUUGGCAAGUUCACCAUUAAGUCUGAUGUGUGGUCGUUUGGUAUCCUGAUCUAUGAGGUUAUCACCAAGGGACGUGUUCCAUAUCCAGGAAUGGUUAACCGUGAGGUCCUUGAUCAGGUGUCACGUGGUUACAGAAUGCCUAAACCCCCUGAGUGUCCUGACCAGUUGUAUGACAUCACAAAGCAAUGCUGGGACGCUGCACCAGAAAAAAGACCCACCUUUGAGUUUCUACACUCCUUCCUUGAUGACUUCUACCACGCCUCCGAAAUUCAGUAUCAGUAGAGGGCGCACCCCCAAUCUUGGCACUGGGUUGCACUUAGACCGGUAUCCUGUCUUUAUCCGCAAGGACAAAGAUUUGCUUUUCAGAACCAGUGAUUUCAUUGGAUACAAUGAUAUCAUUGGAUACACGUGCAGUGAGGAAAGCUUCCCAUAGCUGAUUUUUGAUUGGUCCCAGGUGGUUCGGGUGCAGCUGGAAACAAAAAUCACCAAUCAAAACACAGAUAUGGGAAGCUUAUAGUGUGGCGAAUUAACAGCUUUUGCAGUGGCUACGGCCGGAACCCCGAAAGGUUCUAGUCUCCAAGGUUGUCGUUGUAGCCAACAAGCCAUAACCACAGCCGAAAAUGUUGAAUUCGUAAAUGGCCUUGUAAUCGUAGGUUUGACUUGUGGACAUGUCUUUUGAGAUGGCGCUUAUACGAUAGGAUGUCAAAACAGGAUGAGGUCGCUGACGAUUUCGUCAAAGGUCAUGAAUUAACAUAGAAACUAUUGUAAUCAUGACAUUAAAUGGUAGCACACAAUCAUGUCAAUAUCAGUGUGUUUUAAUACGUACAUUUUAUUGUUACAAGGAUACACCACUACUUUACCCGAAGACAGAUUUGUACUGAAUUUUACAAAGAAACUUUGGUUUCAAUGAUAAAUUAACGUUUUAAGGCGGGAUAGCUCACUUUGUCAUAACAAUUGAUAUUAUUUCUUAUUCUUACAGCUUAGACGUUUCUUUUUUCUUUAUUAGGGAGGGUUCGAAUGCGAAGUGAUACGGUUAGUGCGAUGGAUACGUCAUCAUUAUGACGUCAUACGCUACUCGCUAUCCGCUAUACGUGCAGACGACACUGACAUCCUGCUUGCUACACGUUACGGAUAGCUAAACGUAUGCGUAUGCGUAUGCGUAUCCGUUUGCGUGCGAAACCUCCCUUGAUGGAUGGUGUCAUUUCUCAUUAUAGAGUAUUAUUGUUUGUUGUAGUAAGCGACAGUAGUUCUUACAUAACAAUCUUGGACCGCGGAAAAGUAGUUGUGAAUAUUAAGAGAGCAAAGCAAACAGUGGAAUUCCAAAUGUGUAUAUAUUUUUGACUCAGUUCAUUGAUGAAAUAUUUAUGCGGAUCGGAACUUUAAAGGUUUACUAUUUAAAAAUUUCGUUCACAAUUCUUGUAACCGUUGAACAAAAGAAAUUAAAGCUUUACCUAAUCUGACUUAAAAGGAAAUCUUUUUGGCGGGAUUUCUAAAAAGUAAAUAGUUGUAUAUUCCAGGUUCUUUGCAGUAGCCUAAAAAGUAACUGUUCAAAUUUGCACUAUCAUGUACAGGCGCUUCAUAAACAUUGCAAAGUUAAACUUAAUAUCUGGUUUGCGUGAAUUAUGCAAUAUUAAAGGUUUUGAAUUGUUGCACAUCUAAAGGCAAUUUUGAGCUGAAGUGCUGCAGUAUUAAAUGAAAACGAAAAUUAGACUUUCAUGUUUUAGGGAUUUCCCAGGAGUAUUAUUUUAGAGGAAGGUGUACGUUUGGUAUAGUCUUCAAAUUAAAUAGUAAUAACAACUGACUUGGUUAACAACAGCUUUCGAUAAGCUUCUAUUUUGAGAAUCACUCAUCGUAUAAUAGUGUGGUUAUGGUGAAGAUAUAAGUUUGUAUCCCACAAAAUUUGAGUCUGAGAAAUGUAACUGUCAUACGUUUCUUAUUGUGUAUACCAUCUUCAGAUCAUUCUUCCUGAGUAACCACUUCCAGAUUUGCAGCGAUACUUUAAAAACAGCUACCACCUUUUGGAAUGAAAUGUUCACAGGUUAAUUUUGUUGAACAUAAUAUUUACAUUUAUACAGGAUCAAAACCAUUCCAAAAACAAACGGUAAACUUUAACUCUCGUGCGUGGUUGGCGCUUUUGGGGCGUUUCCCUGAGAUCCACCACUGUGUUUUCAGCAACAGACAUACAGAUGAAACGUGUAUGAUCCCGUGUAAAACGCGGCUGCAAGAGGGCACAUCAAAAUAAAUAAUGGUAUUAAUGGAUUCUAUAUUUUACAACAAACAUUAAAUUGUGAGUUUCCUUUUGUGAGCUCUGUCUAUCUUAUGAGCCACUCGAGGUGCAGCCAUUUUGAAUGUACAUCGGUUUUUGAAUCCCAACCCCCCGGCUUGGGCUCUUUCUGUUUGAUGUUGCACCCUGCUCCAAACUGAUGACGGAGCCUUAAGCCAGAGCCGGGUCCAAAGCCAAUGUGUGGAAAAUGCCCCUGAUUUGCAAAUCACUUGUGCUUAUUAACAGGACCGGAGUGAAAUUGUAACUCUCUUGUCUGUGAGAGGUGUUAGUUUCGAUCUUUUGGGAGUGAAAGUCAACCUGUGUCACUCUAUUUGAGUGAAAUUGGAACGAACUUCACUCUAAAUCGAAUUGAAGUGCCCGCCUCCUUCACUCUAAAAAAGAGGUGUGUUUUUUUAACUACAAAAAAAGUGGUUUCAUUCUUUUACAAUAAGAGAUACAAUGG